AUGGACACGAAUUACAGUGAUCUCGGCUUUCGAAAUCGUCUUAUCAAGCAACAACCCAACGUGCAACUCUGCGGUUACAAUGAAAAGCCCCAAGAUGACAAUAAACCCCCAUUUUCCUAUGUGGCUCUGAUCUACAUGGCGAUCUCGAGUGUACCUGAGAAGAAAAUGACACUCGCACAGAUUUACAAGUACAUCGAAACCAACUACGAGUACUACCGGACAGCCGAUUCGAAACGGAAACAAGGAUGGCAAAACUCGAUCAGACACAAUCUCUCGUUGAAUGAUUGUUUUGUGAAGAAGCCAAAAGAUGGAGUCAGCUCGGCUCAAGAUCGAAAGGGAAAUUUCUGGUCACUCACUCCGGAAAGUGAGAACAUGUUUGACAACAACAAUUACAAAAGAAGACGCGUUCGUCGCCCACCAGCGCCAAUGUUUCCCCAGCAGACUCAACUCCAACUCUAUUCUCAACACCCGUGGUACUCCAUCAUUCAACAAGCGAGUCUGAGCUCGGUGAUGCCCCCAUCAAUCACUCAUCCAUAUCUCCCCUAUAUGACCGCCACUCAACUGGAUCCUGAUCAAAAGGAUUUUCACGCUAAUCUACACUUGGCCGCUACGGAUGAGCAUACAGCUGCCAGUCUCUACUCGUCAAGUCUCACCAAUCCAUUGGCGAGCUUUAUGCAAGAUCCAUCCUCUGAUUUCCUCUCUUCGUCAACCUCAUCCGGAUCAUUCAGCGGUUUAGCCGCGCCGAUCGCCACUCACGCGGGCAUGGAUUUCUGGUCGUCAGCUGGUGGGCUAGCCUACGGCGACUACAUGGGUGUCUCUUCACUUCAAUCAACCCCACCAACAUCUUCAUCUCAUCCACAAGAUCCCCAUGCACCACUCGAGUUUCCCUAUCCAACACAA
Messenger RNA from Mesorhabditis belari, 900 nucleotides. The record is from the annotation of a GenBank genome assembly. NCBI's taxonomy places the organism in Eukaryota, Metazoa, Nematoda, Chromadorea, Rhabditida, Rhabditidae.